AUGAAACAGCUGAUCAAGUUGGAGAUCAAGCUAGCAGCCCGCAACCAGAUCACUAGGGAACUCCAGGUACUAAACUACUGCAACUCUCCAUACAUCGUUGGCUACUAUGGUUCAUUUCUUAGCGGUGGUGAACUGAGUAUUUGCAUGGAGUACAUGGAUGGUGGGUCGUUGGAUCUCAUACAGAAAAAGAUAGGCAGGAUACCUGAACCCAUUCUUGGAAUGAUUAGUGUUUCUGUUUUAAAAGGUUUGAGCUACUUAAGGAAAGAGCAUCAGAUCAUACACAGAGAUGUGAAACCAUCGAACAUUCUGGUGAAUACGAGAGGAGAGAUAAAGUUGUGUGACUUUGGUGUCAGUGGUGAGCUGAUUGACUCCCUGGCCAACUCGUUUGUCGGUACGCGGUCAUAUAUGUCGCCUGAACGGCUACAGGGCGUGCAGUACUCAGUGCAGAGUGAUGUAUGGAGCAUGGGACUCUCCCUGGUCGAGAUGGCCCUCGGUAGGUACCCCAUACCCCCCCUCACCAACGAAGAGAUUCAGUUGAUCUUCAGGGACAGCAAGUACGAAGACCACAUGAAGGCUGCCCUCACUGGCAAGCCACUCUCGUCAUACGAAGAACCACAGAUGUCCAUAUUUGAACUGCUGGAUUACAUUGUCAACGAGCCUCCGCCCUCCCUACCUUCCGGCUACUUCUCAGAAGAGUUCCAAGACUUUGUGUCCUGCUUUUUAAAAAAGAUACCUUCCGAAAGAUCCGAUCUUCAAUCCUUGAUGAAGCACACGUUCGUGAGGAAGACGGAGGAUGAGUAUGAGAAGAAGAUCAACUUCGCCAACUGGGUCACGCAGACCGUCAACAUUGGCAACUCUUGA
This is a messenger RNA of Helobdella robusta, 861 nucleotides long. RefSeq lists its product as hypothetical. The coding region runs from base 1 to 861 and encodes 286 amino acids. Gene Ontology annotation, biological process: protein phosphorylation. The transcript is spliced from 9 exons. NCBI's taxonomy places the organism in Eukaryota, Metazoa, Annelida, Clitellata, Rhynchobdellida, Glossiphoniidae. The record is from RefSeq and is a predicted model, not a curated record. Gene Ontology annotation, molecular function: protein kinase activity; ATP binding.